GUUAUGUAGAUUCAUGCAACCGAACCAAUACGUGUCUCAACCCAUUAUUGCCUACUGUGGCAACCGGGGAAUGCAACGGCGUAACGACACAGAUAUGCUCAGUGGUCCGAGUGCCAAAUGAUCCACCGCUGAAAGACGUUUGUUCAAGUUCUCCCUGCACAAACGGCGGAAAAUGCAUAUCUCAACGAGAGGGCGUCCUGUGCUGUUACUGUAACCCAGCAAUGCCUCUGGAUUCCGGCCAGGCUUGUUAUGACCCUGCGAUAAUAGAUGUCUCGUCCAGAACACCCUGUGCUGCAGAUGACGGUGCACCACCAACGAUAGAUAAUUGCAACGAUGUGAGGACGAAUAAAGAUGUAGUGAGCGAUAUCAUCUCAGACCUUGACGUCACAGCUACCGAUAACGUUAUGAACUCCUUGCCCAUACAUUGCGUAGAGACUAGUGGUGCAUUACAUCUUACAAGCAACGAGGCCACUUUCAAUUGCACAGCAACUGAUACGGCUGGAGGAGAGACUACCUGUACAUUCAACGUUGUCUUUGAUCAACAAGCACCUGUGAUCGACAAUUGUCCUUCGAAUAUAAGGACCAAUAACGCUAUGGUAACCUGGACACCAGAUCCUACAGCUACUGACGAUGAUGGGACCACUCCUGAAGUAAUCUGCUUUCCAGCUGCUGGUAGUACAUUUCCAGUCGAUGAGACAACAAAUGUUGUUUGUAACGCGAGUGAUGCUGCUGGAAAUGAGGCCAUCUGCACUUUUAAUGUAACUGUAGAUCAACAAGCACCUGUGAUCGACAAUUGUCCUUCGAAUGUAAGGACCAACAACGCUGUGGUAACCUGGACACCAAAUCCUACAGCAACUGACAAUUAUGGGACCACUCCAGAAGUAAUCUGCUUUCCAGCUGCUGGUAGUUCAUUUCCAGUCGAUGAAACCACAAUUGUUGUUUGUAACGCGAGUGAUGCUGCUGGAAAUGAGGCCAUCUGCACUUUUAAUGUAACUGUAGAUCAACAAGCACCUGUGAUCGACAAUUGUCCUUCGAAUGUAAGGACCAACAACGCUGUGGUAACCUGGACACCAAAUCCUACAGCAACUGACAAUGAUGGGACCACACCUGCAGUAUCCUGUAUUCCAGCCGCUGGUAGUUCAUUUCCAGUCGAUGAGACAAGAAAUGUUGUUUGUAACGCGAGUGAUGCUGCUGGAAAUGAGGCCAUCUGCACUUUUAAUGUAACUGUAGAUCAACAAGCACCUGUGAUCGACAAUUGUCCUUCGAAUGUCAGGACCAACAACGCUAUGGUAACCUGGACACCAGAUCCUUCAGCUACUGACGAUGAUGGGACCACUCCAGAAGUAAUCUGCUUUCCAGCUGCUGGUAGUUCAUUUCCAGUCGAUGAGACAAGAAAUGUUGUUUGUAACGCGAGUGAUGCUGCUGGAAAUGAGGCCAUCUGCACUUUUUAUGUAACUGUAGAUCAACAAGCACCUGUGAUCGACAAUUGUCCUUCGAAUGUAAGGACCAACAACGCUAUGGUAACCUGGACACCAGAUCCUACAGCUACUGACGAUGAUGGGACAACUCCUGAAGUAACCUGCUUUCCAGCUGCUGGUAGUUCAUUUCCAGUCGAUGAGACAAGAAAUGUUGUUUGUAACGCGAGUGAUGCUGCUGGAAAUGAGGCCAUCUGCACUUUUAAUGUAACUGUAGAUCAACAAGCACCUGUGAUCGACAAUUGUCCUUCGAAUGUAAGGACCAACAACGCUAUUGUAACCUGGACACCAGAUCCUACAGCUACUGACGAUGAUGGGACCACUCCAGAAGUAAAUUGCUUUCCAGCCGCUGGUAGUUCAUUUCCAGUCGAUGAGACAAGAAAUGUUGUUUGUAACGCGAGUGAUGCUGCUGGAAAUGAGGCCAUCUGCACUUUUAAUGUAACUGUAGAUCAACAAGCACCUGUGAUCGACAAUUGUCCUUCGAAUAUAAGGACCAACAACGCUGUGGUAACCUGGACACCAGAUCCUACAGCUACUGACGAUGAUGGGACCACUCCAGAAGUAAUCUGCUUUCCAGCCGCUGGUAGUUCAUUUCCAGUCGGUGAGACAACAAAUGUCUUUUGUAACGCGAGUGAUGCUGCUGGAAAUGAGGCCAUCUGCACUUUUAAUGUAACUAUAGAUCAACAAGCACCUGUGAUCGACAAUUGUCCUUCGAAUGUAAGGACCAACAACGCUAUGGUAACCUGGACACCAGAUCCUACAGCUACUGACGAUGAUGGGACCACUCCAGAAGUAAAUUGCUUUCCAGCCGCUGGUAGUUCAUUUCCAGUCGAUGAGACAAGAAAUGUUGUUUGUAACGCGAGUGAUGCUGCUGGAAAUGAGGCCAUCUGCACUUUUAAUGUAACUGUAGAUCAACAAGCACCUGUGAUCGACAAUUGUCCUUCGAAUAUAAGGACCAACAACGCUGUGGUAACCUGGACACCAGAUCCUACAGCUACUGACGAUGAUGGGACCACUCCAGAAGUAAUCUGCUUUCCAGCCGCUGGUAGUUCAUUUCCAGUCGGUGAGACAACAAAUGUCUUUUGUAACGCGAGUGAUGCUGCUGGAAAUGAGGCCAUCUGCACUUUUAAUGUAACUAUAGAUCAACAAGCACCUGUGAUCGACAAUUGUCCUUCGAAUGUAAGGACCAACAACGCUAUGGUAACCUGGACACCAGAUCCUACAGCUACUGACGAUGAUGGGACCACUCCUGAAGUAACCUGCUUUCCAGCCGCUGGUAGUUCAUUUCCAGUCGAUGAGACAAGAAAUGUUGUUUGUAACGCGAGUGAUGCUGCUGGAAAUGAGGCCAUCUGCACUUUUAAUGUAACUGUAGAUCAACAAGCACCUGUGAUCGACAAUUGUCCUUCGAAUGUAAGGACCAACAACGCUGUGGUAACCUGGACACCAAAUCCUACAGCAACUGACAAUGAUGGGACCACACCUGCAGUAUCCUGUAUUCCAGCCGCUGGUAGUUCAUUUCCAGUCGAUGAGACAAGAAAUGUUGUUUGUAACGCGAGUGAUGCUGCUGGAAAUGAGGCCAUCUGCACUUUUAAUGUAACUGUAGAUCAACAAGCACCUGUGAUCGACAAUUGUCCUUCGAAUGUCAGGACCAACAACGCUAUGGUAACCUGGACACCAGAUCCUUCAGCUACUGACGAUGAUGGGACCACUCCAGAAGUAAUCUGCUUUCCAGCUGCUGGUAGUUCAUUUCCAGUCGAUGAGACAAGAAAUGUUGUUUGUAACGCGAGUGAUGCUGCUGGAAAUGAGGCCAUCUGCACUUUUAAUGUAACUGUAGAUCAACAAGCACCUGUGAUCGACAAUUGUCCUUCGAAUGUAAGGACCAACAACGCUAUGGUAACCUGGACACCAGAUCCUACAGCUACUGACGAUGAUGGGACAACUCCUGAAGUAACCUGCUUUCCAGCUGCUGGUAGUUCAUUUCCAGUCGAUGAGACAACAAAUGUUGUUUGUAACGCGAGUGAUGCUGCUGGAAAUGAGGCCAUCUGCACAUUUAAUGUAACUGUAGAUCAACAAGCACCUGUGAUCGACAAUUGUCCUUCGAAUGUAAGGACCAACAACGCUAUGGUAACCUGGACACCAGAUCCUACAGCUACUGACGAUGAUGGGACAACUCCAGAAGUUAUCUGCUUUCCAGUUGCUGGUAGUUCAUUUCCAGUCGAUGGGACAAUAAAUGUUGUUUGUAACGCGAGUGAUGCUGCUGGAAAUGAGGCCUUCUGCACUUUUAAUGUAACUGAAGAUCAACAAGCACCUGUGAUCGACAAUUGUCCUUCGAAUGUCAGGACCAACAACGCUAUGGUAACCUGGAAACCAGAUCCUACAGCUACUGACGAUGAUGGGACCACUCCAGAAGUAAAUUGCUUUCCAGCCGCUGGUAGUUCAUUUCCAGUCGACGAGACAAGAAAUGUUGUUUGUAACGCGAGUGAUGCUGCUGGAAAUGAGGCCAUCUGCACUUUUAAUGUAACUGUAGAUCAACAAGCACCUGUGAUCGACAAUUGUCCUUCGAAUGUAAGGACCAACAACGCUAUGGUAACCUGGACACCAGAUCCUACAGCUACUGACGAUGAUGGGACAACUCCAGAAGUUAUCUGCUUUCCAGUUGCUGGUAGUUCAUUUCCAGACCAACAACGCUAUGGUAACCUGGACAUCAGAUCCUUCAGCUACUGA
This is a messenger RNA of Patiria miniata (bat star), 4199 nucleotides long. RefSeq names its product hyalin-like. The transcript has 20 exons. The record is from RefSeq and is a predicted model, not a curated record. Lineage: Eukaryota; Metazoa; Echinodermata; Asteroidea; Valvatida; Asterinidae. The coding region runs from base 222 to 4199 and encodes 1325 amino acids.